This is a messenger RNA of Trichoplusia ni (cabbage looper), 2356 nucleotides long. RefSeq lists its product as uncharacterized. The record is from RefSeq and is a predicted model, not a curated record. The transcript has 4 exons. The coding region runs from base 77 to 628 and encodes 183 amino acids. Lineage: Eukaryota; Metazoa; Arthropoda; Insecta; Lepidoptera; Noctuidae.
UUAAAGACGCAUUAUCCCACUAACGGUGGUACUUAAUAGUGACUAGUGCAGGGAUAAAGUCGUAUAUAGAGUGAAAAUGUGUUGGGCAGAAAAAUGUUGUUAUUUUAUACCUGCGAAUAUAGGGUGUGUGGUUUUAGGAGUCUGCAGCUUUUUCCUAUCAUCAUUACUGCUAGCUACCUCUAUAACAGUUUACGUGGUGGAAAUAGGCAAGGAGCAUGCUGGGCUGGUGAAGAAGCCUCUUAUAUCUGAGAUAUUGGUGAUAGACCUGAACGUGUCCUCGGUCAGGAUCAUACUGUGGACCCUGAUUAUCAUUGCUGUUAUGUGGAUGGUCUUCUCGGGUUUACUGGUCGUUGGCAUCGUAAAGAACAUUGCCAGUUUCGUGUUGUGUUACUUCGCUUUCUCCAUCUUUAUGAUCAUCUUAUGCCAGUUGUGUGGUCUCCUUGUGCUGCUGGCUAACAACUGGAAGCUAUCCAUAAUAUUGUUUGCGGCUUCCGCGAUAUACAUCCAUUUCAUAGUUGUCGUCCACACGGUUUACGACCUUAUGGUUAGUUUCCAUUGCCGAGAUCAAGACGAGGAACUGCUAGCUGACUGCUUUGACGAAGAUAAUAUAAGUAGGACCUUACCUUAGUUUUAUAUUCAUUUUAUUGAUGGUUUACGUGUUUGAUAUAAAGAACAAAUAUUUGUACUGUUUCGUGGUCUCGACGUCUACAUUAUUCUUAUUCAAAAUACCAAAAGCAACCCUGUAUAGAAAUACAGGGUUGCUUUUGGUAUUUUAGGUCUGUCAUAAUUUGUAGGCUCGUCUUGGCGGGGGCACUACCGUGGGGCCCCCAGACAUGACUCCCGCAUUACGGUAUUCAGACCUUUUGCGGGGUGUUUUAAAAACAUUUAAGUGACACGCUAGUUGUCUUUUAAUAUAGAAAUAAAACGAAGUCGUUAUUAACAAUGCUUUAAUAUUUUUUCUCAUAACAAUGUAUCAAUGACACGGCAAAUUGGAAUACGGUGGGCUGUACAAGAUUCAAUUUACAUAAGUACUUACUUAAGUUAAUUUUCAAUAAAAAGGUUUGUUUAGAUGAGGCGAAAAAUAUCGUGCGAUUGCGAUAUACUCGUAUAAGAUAUCACUCUUGGUAACUGUAGGGUUACUCAAGUGCUCUGUGGACUAGUUCAACUGAAGCCGGGCCAGUGGGAUUGUCCGAAAGGGUUUCCACAGCCCCAUUACAUAAGGGGAGGAGGAAGGAGCAUGGGUGUGUUUAGGUCAGUCAGUCAAAGAUUCCCUUUGACUUAGGCGAGGGAGUCUUUUGAUGAUUUCCCAUCCAAAAAAGGCUUAACCUCAACCAAACUCGAAUGGAUUUUACUAAUAAUUUGGGAUAAAUAUCUAGUACUUCAAAUAAAAAAUUACUGAGCCAAACUUGAUGAUGUGUCAAAUUUUAUUGGUCCAAAUGACAUCGAUUUCACGGUAAAUUAAAAAAAAAGCAUAAUAGGUUCAGCUAGUCUAGAGUUUUGAAGAAACAAACAUAACUCGAAAACAAAAUACAGAUGAAAUAAAAACCUUAUCCCUUCUGAAGUCGGUUGAAAAGUCGAGUCAAACCAGUUUUAGAAGAAAGCCUUCUGAACUCAGCUUCGACUACUGCAAUUCGCAUGUUAAUUCUCGCCUCAUGUAAACGAGCAUGAAUAUGAACAAGUAUUAUUGUCUUCUAAGGCCUUUGUACUACACUUAGUACUGUAUUAUAGGCUCUAGACAGAUGGACCGCGUUUCAACUGCAAUCCAACUGCAAAUUGCAGUUUGAAUGCAGUGGCCUCGACUGCAAUAGAAGCGCAACCAAACGCGCAGUCCGAUUGUACGUUGACUGCAGUUGAACUGCAAUUUGCAUUUUAAACCGCGAUAAAAUUCAUAAAAGUAGUUUCAUUUCAAUGCCUAACAUUCGCGUAAACCUAAAAAACCACUAUGCAAUUUGCAGUUGGAUUGCAGUUCAAAUGCGGUCUGUCUAGAGCAUUACUCCUACAAUUCUUAAUAAGUAUGCACGGUAUGCACUUUUGAAGCUCCAUAACGUAAUAUCCAUAACAUAACUUCAUUUUUUAUAAUACUGACCCUAUAAAAAUCUACACGAAUAAUACUAUAUUUUGAUAUAAAUAUACAACAAUCACGAAUAUAUUCUUUUUAUAAUUUGUUACUACUUAAUUCAACGAGAAAUCAUCAAUAAUUGUUUAAAAUAUUUUAAAUUUUAAUUUCGUAUACUGCAAGCAAAUAAUUAAGGAAUUAUGUAUUAAUUACUAAUUGAUUAUAACACUCUAGACAUCAAAGUGAUGUUGUCUUUUGUAUUGUAUCUUUACUUAAAAACUUAAAUAGAUAUAAUGAUUC